CUUGGCGGCAUCAUCGGCUGCCGAAUCUAGUACCGAGAUCUUUCGCUGAGGGUGGAUUUCCCUCUCCAUCCUGCAUCUUGGCAUGACACCGCCGCGAAAAAUUUGUUAAGCUACUGUGGGAUCGCGUGUGCCCCUGCAAGCCGAAUGUCACGCUGGCAGCAGGAGGGUUCUCCGCGGUGGUUCCUUGAGGACGGCUUCGUGCUGUUCGACGGCAAGGCGUGCCGUGCGAGCACGAUGAGAAGAAGUACAAAUAGUCGGGUGAUCGCUGGGUUGAGUAAUUAUCACCAGCUUUUCGACGUCACUCACAAUCAACAUGGGCAUUCGAACUCGCAACGACCGCAAAAAGCAGGCUCUGCUCGGCUUGCUCUUCGCAGCUACAGCAAUGUCCACGUCCGUAGCUAGCCCCGGUUCCUGCUCAUCAGGCAGUGAUGUUCCAUACCGCGAUGCGUCACUCUCUGUUGACGAACGUGUGGAAGAUCUGAUCCAACGUAUGACAUUGGAAGAGAAGGCCGGACAACUGUUCCAAAGCAGUUUGAGUCUGCCAGCUAAUGACAGCACCGCUCUUUCCAACACCACUCUUCUUUCCGUUCAGGGCAGAUAUCAAUCUCACUUCAACCUGGGCAACACAGUUAGCAGCGCUCGCGUCGCUGCGCAAUGGCACAACAACCUGCAGCAAGCAGCUCUGAACACACGACUGGGCAUACCCGUGACUAUGUCUUCGGAUCCUCGACACUCUUACUCCGAUGCUGUCGGAUCGAAGAUCGCAGCUUCUGCUUUCUCCGAGUGGCCAGAGAGCUUGGGUCUUUCGGCUCUGCGGGAUGCGGAUGUUGUCCGACAGUUCGCAGACAUCGCCCGCAAGGAAUACCUGGCCGUUGGUCUUCGAUCAGCACUGCAUCCGCAGAUCGAUCUUGCCACAGAGCCCCGUUGGGCGCGAAUCAGUGGAACCAUGGGCGAAGACGCAAAUCUGACAGCUGAGCUUGUUGUUGCUUACAUUGAAGGCUUCACCGGUUCAGCAUUCGGAAACGAGUCGGUUACUACUGUCACCAAGCACUUCCCCGGUAGCGGACCGGUCGAGGAUGGUGAGGAUAGCCAUUUCACAUAUGGCAAGAAUGCCACAUACCCCGGCAACAACUUUGACUACCACCUCAUCCCCUUCAAGGCCGCCAUUGCUGCUGGCGCUCGUCAGAUCAUGCCCUACUACUCGCGACCGAUGGGUACCAAGUACGAGGAGGUUGCCUCUGGCAUGAACAAGGGCAUUGUCACCGAUCUUCUGCGUGACGAGCUCGGCUUUGAGGGCAUCGUAGUCACUGACUGGGGUCUCGUCACUGACUCCGUCAUCCGCGGCCAGGAUAUGCCAGCUCGCGCUUGGGGAGCCGAGGAUCUGACUCCCAUCCAGCGCUGCGAGAAGAUUCUCAAUGCCGGCGCCGACCAGCUCGGUGGUGAACAGCGCUUCGACCUCAUCCUCCAGCUUGUCGGUAACGGCACAAUCACCGAGGAUCGCAUCGACCUCUCAGUGCGCCGCCUGCUACGUGAGAAGUUCCUUCUCGGCCUCUUCGAUUCGCCCUUCGUCGACGUCGACGCCGCCGACUCCCUCGUCGGUCUUCCCGAGUACGUCGCCGCCGGCCUCGACGCUCAGCGCAAGUCCCUGACCCUGCUCACCAACAAUGACAACAUCCUCCCCCUCAAGCACGACAAGAACAUCAAGUUCUACACUGAGGGCAUCAACACCACCUUCCUCGCCGCCCGCGACAUCACCAUCGUCGCCACCCCUGCCGAGGCUGACAUCGCCCUCCUCCGCCUCCAGGCCCCCUACGUCCCCCGCCCGGGCGGCUUCGAGGCCAACUACCACGCUGGGUCGCUCGAGUACAACGUCACCGAGCGCGCACGCCAGGCCGCCAUCUACGCCGCCGUGCCCACCAUCGUCGACAUCUACCUUGACCGCCCCGCCGCGAUCCCCGAGGUGUUCGACCAGGCGCAGGCCGUGCUGGGUAACUAUGGCGCCUCUCCCAACGCGCUGCUCGAUGUACUGUUUGGUGUCGACGGCGCGAAGCCUAUGGGCAAGCUGCCGUUUGAUCUGCCCAGGAGCGAUGCGGCAGUUGAGGCGAGCCAGGAAGAUGUGCCGUUCGAUACUGUGGACCCGGUGUUCAGGUUCGGACACGGUCUGAGCUAUGCUGCAGGCUACUAA
Molecule: messenger RNA, 2185 nt
Organism: Boeremia exigua
Lineage: Eukaryota; Fungi; Ascomycota; Dothideomycetes; Pleosporales; Didymellaceae
Product: glycoside hydrolase superfamily
Exons: 1
Coding region: 314-2185 (623 amino acids)
Biological process (GO): glucan catabolic process
Molecular function (GO): beta-glucosidase activity
Source: RefSeq, a predicted model, not a curated record